AUGAACAGCACAAGGACUUUUCAGUCGCAGCCGCUUUCUAAGGUUCUCCACAUCGUCUAUUUUCUGCUACUGAUCUUACCUUCGGCCUUCUUCCUUGUGAUGAUUUUCAUGGGUGAUCUCGGCAAGCAUUCCAAGGGAAUAUCUCAGAAAGACGCCAAGCAGGGAGCUGGAGCAAAUGCCUGGGCCGUAUUUAGAAGUGAGCAUGGCGAUGAUCGUUGCCCCUUUGACCUCGAUGCCUUGCUCGUGUGGUUUGGAGCAGUUGGACUGGCAGUUCUGGUGGUGGACUGUGCCAACGACGGCAGCUUUGGCGUCACAGCGAUCGCGAGCUGCUUGAGGGCUUUGUUGCUGCUCACGCCCUUUCUCGGCAUGAUCUGGACACAUGCCUUGAGUCGAAGUGAUGCCGAUGUUUGCGGACCCUACGUGUUCUGGACGUCCAAGUGGCUGUGGAGCGCGUUGGCUUCGUGCGAACUGUACUUGGCAUGCCUCUUGGGCUGGAGCUUCCAUGUGGCCCGUGUCCACGAGCUAGCCCUGCGCCGGAAGGCAGAUGACGACAUGGAUGCGCAGCGGAAUCCUUCGUCGCCCCAACGCCUCCAAUUCAUGGACUUCGGAGCAGCGACUUUCUCUUAA
Messenger RNA from Symbiodinium pilosum, 627 nucleotides. The record is from the annotation of a GenBank genome assembly. Lineage: Eukaryota; Dinophyceae; Suessiales; Symbiodiniaceae.